This is a messenger RNA of Laccaria bicolor S238N-H82, 456 nucleotides long. RefSeq lists its product as uncharacterized. The transcript is spliced from 5 exons. Lineage: Eukaryota; Fungi; Basidiomycota; Agaricomycetes; Agaricales; Hydnangiaceae. Gene Ontology annotation, molecular function: protein binding. The coding region runs from base 1 to 456 and encodes 151 amino acids. The record is from RefSeq and is a predicted model, not a curated record.
AUGGACCAAUGUUGGAGGAGAGGGCCCCUCAGCCGAACGUUGAACGUUGAACAGGGGUCAUUGACGGCUGAGCAAAUCCAGCGUCGUUACAUAAAGUCAAAAGGCAACACUGCCUACCAAAAUCGCAACUUUAAGCAAGCAGCCGCUCUGUAUACUCGAGCUAUAGAGGUGUCGCCAAAACCCGAACCCGUUUUCUAUAGUAAUCGCUACGUGAACAUGUCACCUCCAAAACACGACUUGGUUGUGCUGGAGUGCGACGAGGCACUCAAAGUUGAUGCCAACUACGUCAAGGCCCUCAACCGACGCGCGAUUGCUUUGGAAGGGCUUGAGGGUACGAGGAGUCCGUCAGAGGUUCGUCGCGCCCCUCUGGUUACCUCCGUGUUUAAUCCGAGUCUACGAGAGAGCAUCGUCAGCGGGGAGUUAGGAAAUAGCCUCAGAAGAGAGAAAGGCAGAUGA